AGCUCGGUCAAUGCAAUAUCGGAUCACAUCUAGCGGCUCCCUCGUGAAGUAAUAAGCAGGUAGCGACUGAACAAAACGAGUGCCCCCCCCCCGUCCCGGGCUCUCUGUGGGUGACUGCACGGAGGGGAGCGGCAGCCUCUCUCGGUCUCUGUCAUCAGGAUUCCUUGAUGUUCACAAGCCACCAGUGGCGCCCUUUCCCCGCAGGAUCUCAGGAGUGUCUACGGUCUUCCAUCUAAGAAAAACAAAACAACAAAAAGCGGUUCGAUAUCACACUGCCUGUCGCCUAAGGGAAAUCAUAGAUCAGCCGAGUUCGACGCGUUCUUUUUUUUUUUUUUUUUUCCUUCGCCCCUGCGGGAGAGGUGUCCGAGGGGCGGGGCCGGGGAUUCUCGUCAAACGCCACCUCCGUGUAGCUGCUCCCCGCGCGGCGCUGGGGUUCGGGAGUUGUCCGGCGGACGGCACGCUGACUCCCGCUGCUGACCGGCUGAACGGAGGGCUCGUCUCGGUCGACCGCAGCCCCGCCGGACUAUCAUCCACCACCGCCGCCAUCUGACCGCCGAGGACACAGGGAGCCGCCGCGCCGGGCGCCGACGGGCAGGGACGCGAUCCGCGGAGCGCCACGGCUGACGACGUGUUGCAAUUAGGCGGCGGAGCCCCGAGCACCGAGCCGCCCGCCCGUCAGCACGACCCCCGUGUGAGCCAUCGCGCCGCGUGCCCCGCAUGUGUCGUCCCUGCCGGCGGAGAACCCGGGGACGCUCCGGCUCGUCGGAGCCCAUUCAUCCGCCCGCGGCGAUGACGUCGGCACGGGGGUUAUUUUUAAUUUAAGCGGCGAGACGUUUGUGAAUUCUCCGCGCACUCGGGGCUGAGGCUGAGGCUGAGGCUGAGGCUGGGGCGGAGGCGGAGGCGGGCCGGCGGUCGCAGGGACAUGGCAGCGCGAGCGGAGCCGAUGCAGUGGAGCUCGGCGAGGCGUCGUCAGAAUACAGGGCAGUGAUGCCUGGCAUGGUGAUGUUUCGGCGGCGCUGGUCAGUUGGAAGUGAUGACCUGGUGCUGCCCGCCCUCUUCCUUUUUUUAUUGCACUGCAUCUGGUUGGUGGUUCUCUCCGUGGUUCUGUUCGGCCUCCCUUAUGGCUCAGACCAGUCCUGCUCAAUAACGCUGGUGGACCAUGGCCGAGGCUACAUGGGCAUCCUGGUUAGUUGCCUCAUCUGUGAGAGCGCCAUCAUGUGGCUGAGCAUGAGAGGCAGCAUUUUGUACACACAGCCCAGGGAAGCUGUGCAGUACGUCAUCUAUAUACGACUAGCUAUUCUGUUGGUCGAGCUAGUAUAUGCUGUGGUGGGAAUUGCGUGGCUUGUCCAAUAUUACCAGCCAUGCUCUGAUGUCACAGCCAAAAACCUGGCUUUGGGAAUCGUUGCAUGCAACUGGCUUGUGAUAUUCAGCGUUUGCAUUACCCUCAUGUGCACCUUUGAUCCUACGGGUCGGACAUUUGUGAAACUGAAAGCCACCCGUCGGCGUCAGCGUAACCUCACAACAUACACACUUAGACACAGGCUUGAGGAAGGCCAAGCCAGCAGCUGGAGCAGGAGACUUAAGUUCUUCAUGUGCUGCACAAGAGCCCAGGAUACACAGUCGGAUGCAUAUUCAGAAGUGGCCAGCCUUUUUGCAGAGUUCUUCAGAGACUUGGACAUUGUGCCUAGUGAUAUCAUUGCUGGUCUGGUACUUCUCCGUCAGAGACAGAGGUCUAAGAGAUCUGCUAUCUUGGACCAGGUAUCACUGUCUGUAAAAUAUAUGGCCAACAAUGACAUUUUAGCCUUCUUAUCUGGAAUGCCUGUAACUCGCAAUACAAGAUACCUGGACCUCAAGAACUCGGCUGAGAUGAACAUGUACAAGGAUGUGUGUUAUUACAUGCUCUUUGCCCUGGCUGCAUAUGGCUGGCCCAUGUACCUUAUGAGGAAGCCUGCCUGUGGGCUGUGCCGCCUCGCCAGCUCCUGCCCAUGUACAUCAGUGUCUGGCUCUCGGUUGUCCCAGUCCGUGACAGUAGAGGAGGACAAUUGUUGCGGCUGUAAUGUCCUGGCCAUACGCAGACACUUCCUGGAUCGGGACCUCAAGCAAGUUCACAUUGUCUACACUUCCUGCCACGAUGCUGUUUAUGAGACUCCAUUUUUUGUGGCAGUGGAUCAUGCGAAAAAGAAGGUUGUCAUCAGUAUCAGGGGGACCCUAUCGCCAAAGGACGCCUUGACUGACCUGACGGGGGAUUCUGAACGUUUGCCCUUGGAGGAACAGCAUGGGACCUGGCUUGGCCACAAGGGGAUGGUUUACUCAGCAGAAUACAUUAAGAAGAAACUGGAGCAGGAGAUGAUCUUGUCACAAGCCUUUGGAAGAGACCUGAACAAGGGCACCAUGCAUUAUGGGCUGGUUAUAGUCGGGCACUCUCUUGGUGCAGGCACUGCUGCUAUUCUUUCCUUCCUGCUGAGACCUGAGUAUCCCACACUCCACUGCUACUCUUACUCCCCACCUGGUGGCCUUCUAAGUGAGGAUGCCAUGGAGUACUCCAAAGAGUUUGUAUCGUCUGUGGUUUUAGGAAAAGACCUGGUACCAAGGCUCGGCCUUUCUCAAUUGGAGGGUUUCCGACGCCACCUCCUGGAAGUCUUACAGAAAAGUAACAAGCCAAAGUGGAGGAUCAUUGCGGGAGGCACCAAAUGCAUCCCGAAAUCAGAGCUUCCACUAGAGGAUGAAGAUCCUCAGUCUCAGCCAGCAGCACCCCCCAGUAGUCGCCUGUGGCUCCACCCCAGUGACCUCAGCAUUGCCCUUUCAGCCUCCACCCCCCUCUACCCUCCUGGCAGAAUCAUCCAUGUGGUGCACAAUCAUCCUCCAGAGACAUGCUGUGGCCAGGAGGAGCCGACCUACUCAGCUCUGUGGGGCGACAACAAGGCCUUCAAUGAGGUCAUCAUAUCACCCGCCAUGCUUAAUGAGCACAUGCCCCACAUGGUGAUGGAGGGCCUGAACAAGGUGCUGGAGAACUACAACAAAGGGAAAACGGCUUUGCUGUCAGCAGCCAAGAUCAUGGUGAGCCCCACAGAAGUGGACCUGAACCCGGAGACCAUGUUCGUGGAUACAUCCGCAACUUCUCAGCAGCCGACGCCUACAGCCCACCACCGCAGGAACAGUAGUGUUCGACAUAAACCAUUGUCACGUUCGUGUGCCCAGUCUGAAAUAUCUUUGGAUGGUUUCUCUGAGUGCCCACCUCCCCCAGUGCCUGUGGUGCUGCGUGGAGCACGGGAGCGGCUGACAGUGGAGCUGAGGGACCGCAAAGCGCCGCUGGCCGUCAUGGAGAGUCUCUCAGACGCUGAAUCCCUCUAUAGCUUGGAUUCUCGACGCUCCUCAGCUGCGCUCAGGGGUUCACCAAUGCUGGGUAGCCUCUCAUUCCCUUUGGAUGCCCCGAUCCCAGAGGAGAACCCAUCUCUCAGCUCUCGCACUGAACUACUGGCCGCUGACUGCCUCUGCCAGGCAACACCAGAGCAUCUGGGUGAGGAUGGGCCCUUCUUUACCCCACUGGAAACCACAUCCACUCCGGAUUACCCCAUGCGACUGUCUCCCGCCACACCUCGCUUCAGUGGACACCAUCCUCCACCCCUGCUGAACCAGAGCGCUUUGGCUCAUCCUUUCAAGCCAGAGCUUAACGCCAACACAAAAAUGCUUCCUGAUGGGGAUCACCAACAAAUUCCUGGUGUCUACAGCCCGGGGAGCACCCCUAACACUCCCCUCAGCCCUCAGAUGGGUUCUAGACCAGUCGAUAGAGAAGAUGAAGAAUGGGUGCUGGACACUGCAAAGGAACAGUUGAGUGCUGAGACCAGACUGGCAGCUUCUACACCUCCACCCCAACUGUCCAAUGGAAACCCUAGCCAGGCAGUGCUGGAGUUCGCCCAGUACUUAGACUCUCUAUUCAGACUGGACGGCAGCAGCUCUCCGCCUCUGGAGCUGUCUGACGGCGAGUCAGAGUCAGGCCGGGGCUCCUUUGGGCAUGGUGAGUGUCUCACAGAUGGACAGCAGUUGGAUGACAAACAACUCCUGGCCAGAGCGACAAUGGAGCCUAACCUAGUCCCCAAACCUCCGCGCACUUUUGCUGGAUCUGCUGAUCCCUCUUCAGGCAUCUCAUUGUCACCCUCCUUCCCUCUGUCAUCGUCCGAGGAGCUCAACGACCUUUCCCCUGGUGAGGGCGCCCUGCCAGCCAUACACUCCCUACGAACAUCUACCCCUUGCCACUGCCCUGAAGAGAACACACUUUCAUCUAUGGUGUAGUGUGCGCCCGAGACUCUGAUGUCCUAAAUUGAGAAGUGCAGUCAUCCAAAAUUUAAAACAUAUCACAGUACAUGCAUGCAAUGGAAUGCAGUCACUUAUCAGAGAUUCAACGACAGAACUUGACUGAUCAACUCACAAACUAUUUCCAUUCUUCAGGUGUCCCCCCUUGAAGGCUGUUUAUAGCAUUUUCACACUAUUGCAAUGACUAAGAAAAAAGAAAAAAAAGAUACCUCUCUCUGCAUGCCAGGGGGCUGUGCUGCUUUUGGGUGAAUAUAAAUAACUGUAGCUUCACAAUGCCAUUCCAAAACAAUGUUGUCUCACCCAAGUAGGGACACGUCAGCAUUGCAUCAAUUCCCUGACUUAACAAAAUCAAAGGGAGAAUAGUUAACUGAGCAGGGAUACACAAAAACUAACACUGUAGAAUAGGUUAGCGCAGGCACACCAUCUGGGUUGAUGUACUGUACAACUUCCUGCUCCUACAGCAGCUAUGGAAAAUUUGUCCAGUUUUUACUUCAUUUUAUUUAGGAUUUUUUUUAUUUUAUUUUAUCAGGACUGUGAAAAUGGACAUUGUCAAUAAGCAGAGGUGAGAAGACGAAAACGAAAUGUUCCUCAGGUCUGUAAAGAAUUUUACAGUUUGAGAAAGAGUAUGUGUGUUUCAUUGGUGAGAAUUCACGUGUCUUAAAAAACUUAAGUGAUUGUGACAAAGUCAUUACAGACGCCUAUGGAUGUUUUUGAGUCUUUUGGUUACUCUUUAUAGUGCAUGAAGACUUUAUUUAAUUUUUAUUUUGGAAGAGAAAUUGUCACUAAGCCAAUUAGAUUGACAUUUGAGUACUCUUGCACACAUCAUAUUGCUCAAUUUACCCCCCUUUGCCAAAAAAUAAUACAUUGUAUUGCCAAAUGUAUUUAUGAGAUGUAAUUUUGUAUAUGUAUAUGGAUAUUGCUUUAUUUAAACUCAAGCUAAGUUCAUUAUCUCCUCUCAUAGCCACACUGUUGGUUCCCAUGAAGACUGUUAAACAGCGACACCACAGAAGAGAUGUCAUCCUGACCGUAAAAACACUGCCAUGGCUUUGAUUUUUGAAAACACAACCUCUGUACCUUGGAUUUGAACCAAUAAUGAACUUGCUAAUAAUCUUAGUGUCAUAACUACUGUACCUUUUUACUCUUAGCAACCUACCAAUGUCAGGGUCUGCAUGCUUUACGCAUUCCAGAGUAGCAUGGCUGAUAUAUUACAAGUUUUUGUCAUUAAGUCACAGCAAAUAAGCUCUAAACGUUUUCCAGAAAAUAAACUCGGAUCAAACCUUUGAGAGGCUUAUUUAAAGCCCAGGUCACCAGAAAGGACCAAACUGUGAACUAAAAGUGUCCCAGGAUGUCAUUUCUCUUGUUCUCAAGGUGCUCUCCGUCAUCUUGGAUAUGAAGGUGUUUGCUUCCCUUUAAUGUGGUUAAUCUCAAACAUCCUUGAGGUUGGACUGAAAAGAAUAAACGGGCUUGAACAUCACAUAUGCCAAUUCUAAAUACUGUAUGUGGUAUACAAUCUUCCAUAUCACUCUGGGUGUAAACAGGUGGCUCACGAUUCACAUUAUUUAUUCUUGUUAAUGUUUUUUUAUCACUUUUAUUGCUGUGUUUGAUGGUAUUAUUAUCCUUAUUGCGCUUUCAGCAGAUUGGUUUGAUGUCAGUGGUUUUAAUCUCAGUUUUUGGGACAGUGCGGGGAACUUUUUAGACUUUCUCAAAUGUAAGGAGUUAUAUAUUUCAGCUUUUUUUCUGUCCGAGUGAAACGGUAUGUGACAUUCUGCCAUGGCAUGGUGACAAUAUGCUCUCUCUUUUUUUUUAUACAAAUCUUUCAUAGUGGUGUGACCUGCUGCAGACGACAGCCUCACAGUGACUUUUGGUGCAGCCCAACCGUCAGGCCUGGAGUCACCACAGUGGUCUGCACGGUCUCUAUUUGGAGUAUGAUUUGCUGAGGUUACUCACGGCAGACAUCUCCAGCCAGUUUACAGUGUGACACUACACAAAUCAUGCAGCCAGUCCCAGUAGUCUCUCACUAGACACACCAAGUUUGGGCCAGGAAUAUCCUCCGUUCAGUAGCUUUGCUUUAAGCCGGUCAUACAGUCAACACUGCUGAAAGAAAAGCACUACAAUACUUUCCACCAUAAUGUGUACAGCACCAUCUUCUAUGUGUAAUUAUUUAUGCAGAUGUCUAAAAAAAAAAAUAUAUAUAUAUAUAUAUGAAUUCCAAUAGAGUCAUGUAGAAAAUAACUAUAUAACAAUAAGGAGAUAAUGACUAUGUUAAAAGAUACCAGUAUUGAUACAUAGAAAAAAAUAUUUCAUUAAAAGUUAUUUAUUCAAAAUAUUGGCAGAUUUACAAAUUGGUCUAUACUGAAAGAGAAAUAAGUCAGUUAUGUCUUGUCCAUGUUUACCUGGUUUGCUUCCCCUCCUUUCCUGCCCCACAACGAGAAUGUAUUUAACCCCCUCCCCUGCCUGUAAUAAACUACAAACUAUGAAAAUAA
This is a messenger RNA of Scophthalmus maximus (turbot), 6794 nucleotides long. It is a transcript of the gene dagla, whose product is annotated as diacylglycerol lipase, alpha. Bases 988 to 4290 code for a protein of 1100 amino acids. The transcript is spliced from 21 exons. Gene Ontology annotation, biological process: lipid metabolic process. Gene Ontology annotation, cellular component: dendrite membrane; postsynaptic membrane. Lineage: Eukaryota; Metazoa; Chordata; Actinopteri; Pleuronectiformes; Scophthalmidae. The record is from RefSeq and is a predicted model, not a curated record.